CCGCCCCCAUGCGCACCGCCGCGUGCGACCCGCCGCGUGCGACCCGCCGGGCCACCAUGCGAUCCUCCGCCUCGCCACCGUGCAUGGGAGGGCCGGCGCUCCGUGCGCCGCGGGCCACCACGAGCGCAGGGCCCGCGCGCCUCGCUCAGAAGCACACGGCCAAAGAGAGCGGAGGAGGACGAGCAAGGAACGUACUCCCGAGGGGGAGGAGGAGGGAGGGGGAAGAGGAGGACGAGGACGAGCAAAAAGAGAAGGAACAGGCUCAAGCGAGGCGGGCCGUGCCGCGCCCGCUCUCACGGAGUCGGCGAGGGCCUCGGCGGCGGCUCGGCGGGCAGCCUGCAGCGCCAAAAAAGGGCCCGCGCGGGGCGGUCAGAUGGAUGCUCGGCGCGAGACGAGCCUGCUCAUGUUCCUGCUGCUGCUGCUCCUCGCCAAAAUUUUUCUCCUUCGAACAGUGGCCGCGAGAACAAAACACGCCCGCGGCCGCGAAUCGGCCGCGGAGCAUGCUGCCAGCUUCGACAGGUCCCCGUGCCCACGGAAGCGCUGGCCGGCGCCCGAUCCCCUCCGUCGGACAUUCGACGGGGCACUGGACGGGCACCGGACUGGCCACGGGGCGGUAUCUCAAAACGCCGGCGCGGGGGAGGAGGAGUUGGAGGAGGAGGAGGAGGAGGGGGAGGAGUAGGAGGAGGAGGACGAGGAAGAGGCGGCGGCCCUCCUCAGUGGACCUUGGCGGAGCG
Molecule: messenger RNA, 734 nt
Organism: Prorocentrum cordatum
Lineage: Eukaryota; Dinophyceae; Prorocentrales; Prorocentraceae
Source: the annotation of a GenBank genome assembly